CGGCAGCGCGUUUGCGCGGUUGGCUGACGAUGAGACCACCCAAUGCAACACCCAAGUUUUAACUCAAUCUCGUUACUGCACCUUGCAUAAUUGCGGGGCAAACUGAAAUAUCAUACAAAGCCAGCUCUCCAUCGACUCAUAGAGCCUGCUUUUCAAGCCGAACGUGUGUCUGACGUCACCAGAGUUAAACCCUAGACCCGUGUGAGUUGCCCUGCGCGUGCGCGCCUCUUCCCUCGCUCGCUUCGAUCUAAUGUGCGCGUAUGCAAAAUAACAACACAACAUGGCUGUCAUCACCUGCUUCAGACCGCUCGUGACUCCUACCGGACUGCAGUGGCGCCAACGUGGCGACUCGUCGCGACGCCUCCGGACCAGCCUCAGCGCGCCGUUCGGCCUUCACGCGCUGCUGCUGCUGCCGCUGCUGCUGUGUGCCUGCAGUGGUCACUGCCCAGCUGCUACAGGGCUAAAGUUGGUUGCGCGACACACUGCAGCAGCGGCGCAAUCCCAGUCACCGGCGGCGGCGGAGGGGCAGGCGGCUGCCAUGGCACAGCGCGCAGCACUACGAGGCGCGGCACUAAGGGGGGCCGUGCCCGGGACGGCAGUAGCGCCCCGGACGGCAGUAGCAACCCGGACGGCAGUAGCGGCGCGGCAGCUUCCCGAGCGGCCGGGGCGCGGCGCCGGCACCACCGCAGCGCAAGCGCACCACGGCAGCAGCGGCGGCGGCAGCAGCAGCAGCAGCCACGUCAGCACUGGCGGCGGCGGCGCCAGCCGCGGGCGACAGCUGGGCGGCAUGCGGUGGGAGGCGUGCGGCGGCGGGCCGGCGGGGGCGCCCAUGCUGCAGCCGGAUGACGUCAGCAUGGCUCCCGACCCGCCGCACCACGGCCGCACCAUGGACAUCAACGUGACCGGCACCACGCCCCUCUCCACGCCCGGCGGCCGCUUCCAGGUGGCGGUGUCGUACCUGGGCGUGCGGGUGUACACCCACGCGACGGACCUGUGCGAUGCCAUGCCGUGCCCGCUGGAGGCCGGGACGCCCUUCCGGCUGCGAGUCAGCCAGAAGCUGCCGAUGCUGGCGCCGCCGGGGCCGUACACGAUGGAGAUCACGGGAGACGCCGAGGCCGGUGGGCGUUUCAUGUGUGUGCUCAUCAGCUUCAACCUGGCGGCCCCGGGGGGCAGUCCGGCAGCGGAGGGGCCGGCAGGCGGGCACAGCUGAUGAGGCGGGCGGGCGCAGCUGAUGUAGGCAUGUAGGCCUGUUGGGUGCGGCGGUGCGCGCGGCCUUCUGUUAGUUUGUGCGUGCUGGGGGGGGGGCGAGUGGAGGCCUUGGGAGUCGGACCUGGCAGAGUGAUGUGUGGGGUGAAGGGUCAAGUGUAGGGUCAAGUGUAGGUUCAGGUGUAGGGUGCCUUACCUGUUGAUUGGCGUGCGCGGCGACCAGCAGUGCGGUAGCCUACCGCGUCCCGCACGCACAGGCACAGGUAGGUAGGCGCUGUAUGUUGCUGAGGAGCGAGGGUGAAGCAGAUCAAUGAAGUUAAAGGAGGCCAGGGUGAAGCAGACCAAGGUGCACGGUCGGGGUAAAGACGAAUGGUGGCUUACUGCGCAUGAGAUCGUGUGUGGGACGGACCUGUGCGUGCCCAAACCCGCUAACACGUACGAAGGCCGCCGAAGGGGUGGCGGCAGGACCGCAGGAGUGAUGAAGUGAUGGAGUGAUGGAGUGCGGUGUUUCCCUACUUGCUGGGGGCUGUACGUACGGAAGUGUGGUACAACCAUGGCGGACUGAAGUGCGGCUGUGCAAGCAGGGCAUGUAAAGCGCUAAUAGC
Chlamydomonas reinhardtii is the source of this 1811-nucleotide messenger RNA. RefSeq lists its product as uncharacterized. The transcript has 4 exons. Lineage: Eukaryota; Viridiplantae; Chlorophyta; Chlorophyceae; Chlamydomonadales; Chlamydomonadaceae. Gene Ontology annotation, biological process: sterol transport. The record is from RefSeq and is a predicted model, not a curated record. Gene Ontology annotation, molecular function: sterol binding. Bases 281 to 1210 code for a protein of 309 amino acids.